AUGCCAUCAUUAUUGUCAAAGGUGUUUCCUAAUUCACCAUCUAUUGCCUCAAUUCAAAUACUUUCUACAAUUAUUUGUCUCCUUUGUACAAUUUAUUUCAUUUUAUCAAUUUUUUAUCCGUUUUCCUUUGAAAAACUUAUUGUUGGAUUGAGUUUUCAACCUUUGAAAACAAACAUUACUAUACCUGCUAAUAUUACAAAACUUAUUUCAAACGAUGGCAAUUCUCUAACGAUUAAUACUAGUAAUCCGAGCAACAAGAGUUUCAUUUGUGAUUAUACAAAAACAAAUAAUACACAUAGUAAAACAACUAACUCAUCAUUUGAAGAUCAUCGUCUAAAUGCACUUCGUCCUUACUGUGAUAUUGUUCCAACACCUCGAAAUAAAUGGAUUUCAGCUAAACGAUAUGAAGAAAGUGAUAUCGUGUUUAUCAUUUAUACAGGUGCACCGUUUUAUCAAACUCGUGCACUAGCAACUCGAGAUACAUGGCUAUCACGUGUUACACAUAAAUAUUUUUUUAGUUCAACACCAUAUCCAUCAUUACCUGUAACUGUUAUUGAAGGUGCUGGAGAAAAUUAUAUGUCUAAUAUGAAAAAAUUAUAUGAAGGAAUGAAAAUAGCUUAUCAAGAACAUAAUCAAACAGCAAAAUUUUAUUUUCUAGCAGGUUGUGAUACAUUUGUGAAUGUUCCACAUUUACUCAAACGUCUUGACCAUUUUAAUCAUACCCAACCUCUUGUUAUCGGUGGUCAUCCUUUCGGUCAUCCAUGUUAUAAAAACAAAAAUAAAAUGAUUGCGGGCGUAACAUAUCCAUCAGGUGGUGCUGGUUUUUUUCUCAGUGCUACUUUGAUGAAAAUGAUGUAUCCAAAAAUAGAUCCAUUUUCUCGGAAUGAGUGGCCAAAUGAAAAAGUACCUUAUAGUGAUGUGGCUAUUAACUGUCUUGCAGCAUCGCUGGGUGUUCAACCUUCAUUUGUACCAGGAUUUUGGGCUCUUACUCCAGAAGAAACAGUGAAACGCGACGGACUAUCAAAACUACAUGCUGAUUCUGAACCAAAUACAUUUCAUUAUGUUCCACCAACAUCGAUGUAUAUUCUUGAUGAGUUCUAUGUUUUUCAACAUAUUGAUCGAUUAGCAAAUGAUAACAAUUUAAAUGAACUUGUAAAAUUUGCUCGACAAUUCGUAGCUGUACAUUAUGAGUUAUUACGUAUGAAAAACAAGGAAUGUACAUUACCACCAGUAAAAUCAACAUGA
Rotaria sp. Silwood2 is the source of this 1245-nucleotide messenger RNA. NCBI's taxonomy places the organism in Eukaryota, Metazoa, Rotifera, Eurotatoria, Philodinida, Philodinidae. The record is from the annotation of a GenBank genome assembly.